AUGUCAACGGAUUCGGUUGUCUGAAUUGAAAAUGUCUGCCAGUUGCUGUGCAAUCUGGAACACGCCAUAUCAGUUGUACAAAUCUGUGGAUGUUGUGACCUAUUGAAGAUCAUACAAGUCGUCUGGUAGAUAUGAAAACCGUGUACAAAUGAAACAAUUACUCCACAGAUAAACUGUAUGAUACAUUUAUAUACACACACUCAACAGAUAAAAGUUAUAUACACGUGCACAACAGAUACAACAUUUAUAUACACAAAACGAAGAAAAGCAAAUUAUAUUUUAUGGAUUAAAAGUAUAUACAAGAAAGUAACUCGAAAUAAAUUGAAAAGAGUACGAAAAAACAAGGACAAAGAGUAAAAAUUGCAAGGCAAAGGGAGUACACUAAAAAAAGGAAGGAUGUCUUCAACUGUUAUAUUUGCCCGAAACAGCAAUAACAACAACAACAAUGCCGAACAGAAGACAAGUCUGUUGCGGACCGGAAGUGAUAGUAGUUAUGGGGCAGAUGACUACGACCAGGACUGUUACUCAGACGAAGAUGUUUUCGUCGAUGAAUGCAACGAAGACAAUGCUUCCCUUUCAAAACCAUUGAUGCACGCCCGUUCUCGGUCGCGGGUCCGUCCUUGCUCUCGCUCCAAAGUGACCACACGCCGUCCACCCUGUCGAUGUAGAUAUUUAGUUCGUCCCAUCUGCUGUUUCCUACUUCUGGUCAGUACUCUAAGUACGUUAAUGGUACUCGUCCUGUAUAUGGUGGGUUCCUUCUCCGGUGAUUCCGACAAUCUGAAGAAGAAUGGUAAGGGAAGCUGGCAGUCGACGUCUGGUCAGUGGUCUUCUGCAAGUGACUAUGGUUAUCUGCCGUUUGACAAGAACGUUAUUGGUUGUUCCAAUGUUGAAGUGGAAGAUGUGUGGGUGGUGGGUUUACCAAAACUCACCACCGAAUCAGCGAUCCGGUUGGUUGACGUGAACUCCGACGGAGAGUUGGAUAUCAUCUUCGGAUUCGGAACAGGUGUUGAUGGCAAGAAUAUUCCGGAAGUAGUGUGUAAAAUCUACUUCAACAAUACGUUCCCAUGUUUCGGGGGUGUGAUGGCUUUGGAAGGACGAACGGGCAAGGAGCUCUGGAGACACUACAGUAACCAUGAGGUGUAUGGUUUAAACUGUAACUCAGAUUUAAAUGGGGACAAUGUCCCCGAUUGUUUGGCUGGUGGUCGCGCCGGGGUGUUCCAGGUGAUCAGCGGUCGAGACGGAACCCUAAUUUGGGACUUUGGCCAUCAAAAGGCCAAAAACGGGAUAAUGAACCUCUACACGGCCCAGUUCAUUCGGGACCUCGAUGGUGAUGGGGUUUUAGAUGUUCUGGCUGUCCACGGCGGUGACCCUUUGCAGCAGCCGAACAGUGUCUACCGGUUGCCUGGUCGUAUCGUGAUAUUCAGUGGGAAAGCUGGUAAUGUGCUGCGUUGGGUUGGAGUACCCGAUAAAAGGGAGUCGUAUUACUCACCCCAAGUAUAUAUGUUACCUGGCGGCACAGAAAUGGUUAUCUUCGGCACUGGCGGAGAGACUCACCCUGGCUCUCUCUGGAGGAUAUCAUUGUCUGAUCUCUAUGCAGGGAAAAUUGAGCGAGCACAGAAAAUCUACGGAGACGAUAGUAAAGGUGUGAUGACGCCACCUGUUCUCUUAGAUCUAACGGGAGAUGGCGUCGAAGACAUUGUGGUUCCACUGUUCAAUUCUACAGUCUUGGCAAUAGAUGGUCUUACCAUGGCCGUUCUAUGGAAUUAUUCCUUCCCGUCAUCAGAAUCAUACAA
Molecule: messenger RNA, 1793 nt
Organism: Octopus sinensis (East Asian common octopus)
Lineage: Eukaryota; Metazoa; Mollusca; Cephalopoda; Octopoda; Octopodidae
Exons: 5
Source: RefSeq, a predicted model, not a curated record